UUGUGGGCAUUCCAGCGGCAGACUUAGCUCGUAGAACACGUAACGAGGUCGCAGAGUUAGGCCACAAUGGAAGAUUAUUUGAAAAUAGAGAAAAUUGGAGAAGGCACUUAUGGUGUGGUAUAUAAAGGCCGACACAAGUCCUCAGGUCAGGUUGUUGCUAUGAAGAAGAUCCGUCUGGAAAGUGAAGAGGAAGGGGUUCCUAGCACUGCAGUCAGAGAAGUGUCUCUGCUCCAGGAGCUGAAGCAUCCCAACAUUGUAAGGCUGUUGGAUGUCCUGAUGCAGGAUUCUCGACUUUACCUUAUCUUUGAGUUCCUAUCCAUGGACCUGAAGAAGUACCUAGACUCAAUUCCAUCUGGACAGUACAUGGACCCCAUGUUGGUCAAGAGCUAUCUCUACCAGAUCCUGGAGGGCAUUUACUUCUGUCACUGUCGUAGAGUCCUCCACCGGGACUUGAAACCCCAGAACCUCCUGAUCGAUGACAAGGGAGUCAUUAAACUGGCAGACUUUGGCUUGGCUCGGGCUUUUGGUGUUCCUGUCAGGGUCUACACCCAUGAGGUGGUCACACUCUGGUACCGGGCCCCAGAAGUCCUCUUAGGGUCCCCAAGAUAUUCAACGCCUGUCGAUGUCUGGAGCACUGGGACUAUCUUUGCUGAACUCGCAACCAAGAAGCCUUUGUUCCACGGAGACUCUGAGAUAGACCAGCUGUUCAGGAUCUUCAGGACUCUGGGAACCCCAAACAAUGAUGUGUGGCCUGAUGUCGAGUCCCUGCCAGACUAUAAAAACACCUUUCCCAAAUGGAAGUCUGGCAACCUGUCAUCAAUGGUAAAGAACCUAGACAAGAAUGGCCUGGACCUACUGGCGAAAAUGCUCACAUACAAUCCACCGAAGAGGAUCUCGGCCCGCGAGGCCUUGACUCACCCAUACUUUGACGACUUGGACAAAUCCACUUUGCCGACUUCCAACAUCAAUAAAAACUGAGCCAUUCAGACACACGUACAUGUUCAUACCCAUUGUGAAUUACCAUUCUGUAAAUACUUGUGUGUCAGUUGUAACCUUUGUAGCUGAGUUUGUCUUUCAGUGAAUUAUUUUCAGUAAAACUGCACCUUCUAUUUUAUUUUUACAUGUGUGAGAUGUUCAGACGCCCAUCAAGUAGGUGACUGAGUCUUUUCACUGACAUCAGUCUUCCUCUGUACAGAUGAAAAGGAUGACUGCGAAUGACUUAAAUUACAAUUAAACAAAUAAUCUGAAUACAG
Molecule: messenger RNA, 1253 nt
Organism: Sphaeramia orbicularis (orbiculate cardinalfish)
Lineage: Eukaryota; Metazoa; Chordata; Actinopteri; Kurtiformes; Apogonidae
Gene: cdk1
Product: cyclin dependent kinase 1
Exons: 8
Coding region: 67-978 (303 amino acids)
Biological process (GO): mitotic G2 DNA damage checkpoint signaling; G2/M transition of mitotic cell cycle; protein phosphorylation
Cellular component (GO): nucleus
Molecular function (GO): cyclin-dependent protein serine/threonine kinase activity; ATP binding
Source: RefSeq, a predicted model, not a curated record